AUGAACACACUCCAGGAACGAAGCACCAUCUACAAGGCCUUCAAGGAAGGAGGACCGGCCCUUGGAGGGUGGCAGAUGCUGCCAGGAACAAAUCACUCCCGUGCAAUCGCCCGUUCAGGUGUCGAUUGGGUUUGUGUUGACUGCGAACAUGGCAAUAUCGAUGAUGGAGAGAUGCAUGAAGCCGUCAUCGCCAUAGCCCGCGAAGGCGUCAGCCCCAUCGUUCGUGUACCUGCCAAUGAGGCUUGGAUGGUCAAGCGCGCUUUGGAUGCUGGCGCCCACGGCAUCAUUGUUCCAUUAAUCUACACCGUAGACGACGCCGAACGACUUGUAUCCUCAGCGAAGUUCCCACCCGAAGGCAACCGGGGGUUCGGAUCGCCCUUUUCGCCUCAUGCUUUCAACGGCGAGGCGCUCACCGACUACCUCCAGAACGCGAACUCCUCACUUCAGACAAUCAUUCAAAUUGAAACCAAGUCAGCACUUGAGUCUGCCAGGGAGAUCGCUGCGAUCCCUGGCGUCGACUGCCUUCUGAUUGGGCCUUUCGACUUAGGCAACAACAUUGGCCGACCGAUCCUGGGCGAGAUGCACCAGGAACUGAAGGAUGCCAUCGAGAGUAUCAAAGAUGCAGCGCAUGCAGAAGGCAAGAAGGUGGGCAUCUACUGCACGGACGGUCAGCAGGCCCAAGGUUACGUACAGAGGGGCUUCGACUGUAUCAGCGUAUGCACUGACUUCCCGGCUAUCACUGCGGCGUUCGCAGGUGCAGUCAAAACGGCAAAAAGUGCGCCAUCUGGAGAAGACGCAGGGCAUGUGACGGGUUAUGAUGGACGGUAG
Molecule: messenger RNA, 828 nt
Organism: Didymella exigua CBS 183.55
Lineage: Eukaryota; Fungi; Ascomycota; Dothideomycetes; Pleosporales; Didymellaceae
Product: 2-dehydro-3-deoxyglucarate aldolase
Exons: 4
Coding region: 1-828 (275 amino acids)
Cellular component (GO): cytoplasm
Molecular function (GO): aldehyde-lyase activity
Source: RefSeq, a predicted model, not a curated record